Molecule: messenger RNA, 849 nt
Organism: Esox lucius (northern pike)
Lineage: Eukaryota; Metazoa; Chordata; Actinopteri; Esociformes; Esocidae
Product: interleukin-12 subunit alpha
Exons: 6
Biological process (GO): immune response
Cellular component (GO): extracellular region
Molecular function (GO): growth factor activity; interleukin-12 receptor binding
Source: RefSeq, a predicted model, not a curated record
UUUAUUCUCUUUGAAUGGUCAGACCUUGCCCCUUGGCUGCUCUUUGGGGUACUUGCCGGCUCCUUCUGGGGCUCGACCGUCUCCGUCCCGGUGCUGGGGCAUAACACCCGGAUAACCGAGCAGUGUAUCACCAGUACACAGACCCUCCUUCAGAACAUCACGAAGGCGCUCGCACAGGAGACACCUUUCAAAGGCAUAAACUGUACAAGGGGCAUGGAGUUAAACACAGCAACACAGAUGGUGUCAGUUUGCAUGCCAAGACAAUCAACGUGUUCUGGAUUCUCAAACACAGACUUUGAUCAGGACAAGUGUCUGAAGAAUAUUGAAAAGGAUCUACGCUGCUAUGGUGAAAUGAUGCUAGGCUUUCACCCUGAACUGCUUGAACACACCGUGCUGAACUUCGCGGAGAUUAAGCAGAACUGUUUUGCCCUGUCUCUUGGAGACAGAUCCUCUCAGCAGGACACUGAGGGUUGUGCGUCUGCUCAACGUUUGACUACCCACAAUCCCUUUGAUGAGAGGGUCCAACUUUGUAAGGUGCUGAAGGGGUUGCAGGUUCGCACCAUCACCAUCAACAGGGUCAUCGGCUAUAUUCACGCUGGAGAAUAUAUGUGAGGUGGCCCGUUCCCAGGCUAAGCCAGCACCUGGCGGGCACCUGAGCUGUUGGAGACAGUUACUCAUCACCGUAAUCGCCAUGGUGAUGCCACUCACGAGAGAAUUAUGAUCAUGGACGUUUGUCUUUGUCAAUGUUCAGUCUUACUGAAUUACAGUUUGAGAAAGCUAUUUAGGAUGUGGAAUAUACAGAUGUCAUACAUGUAACUAUUAUUUAAUUUGAUAUUUAUUUAUAACCUA